UCUUUAUGCCAUCUAUUCUUGAGUGUUAGGUCUUAGUCUUUUUUUCAAAUAGUAUUGUUCAUCUAAUUUUGAGUUACAGUACAUCGUGACAUGUUAUAAUCAUUGAAACGAAAUCAUUAUAGCACAUUAAUUGCACUGAGUAACAAAAGAAUCCCUAGCAUAGAAGAGCGAGCGAAUCCUCCCAUGUGAAUGAAGCAUUGGAGUUCAAAUCCGAACUUUUUUUUUCAUUUAAAAGCUAGAAUUAAAAUAAAAUUAAACAGUGUGUUUCUUUGAACCUACACCAUUUUGUAUGGUGGAUGAUGACUGGAGUGUUAACAACACAUAAGUUGCAACAUGUCUAAUAAUAUUAGGCCUGAUAGUGCUGCUAUAGGUGAUGUUCUAGUGCUUACUAAACCAUUAGGUACGCAAAUUGCAGUAACUGCACAUCAAUGGUUGCAACAACCUGACCAUUGGAAUAGAAUAAAGGGGGUUAUAUCAGAGGAUGAUGUGCGAAAAGCUUACCAGAGAGCAAUGAACUCCAUGACUCGGCUAAAUAUUACAGCUGCCAGCUUGAUACACAAGCAUAAUGCACAUUGUUUGACUGACCUAAAUGGGUUUGGAUUGCUGGACCAUGCUCAGAAUUUGGCUAGAUAUCAAAAGAAUGAAGUUUCAUUUAUAAUUUAUAAUCUACCUGUAAUUGCAAAGAUGGCAGCUGUUGCUAAAGCAUGCGGAAAUAUGUUCCAACUACUUCAAGGUCAUUCACCUGAAAUUUGUGGUGGAUUACUGAUUUGUUUGCCACGAGAAAGGGCGCAUGCCUACUGCAAAGAUAUUCAAAAACAAGAAGGGUAUCAAGCCUGGAUUAUUGGUAUUGUGGAAAAAGGAAAUCGCACUGCACGUAUGAUAGAUAAACCACGUGUUAUUGAAGUUCCAGAGAAGGAAAAAGAUGGAGAAUUAUGGUAG
This is a messenger RNA of Gryllus bimaculatus (two-spotted cricket), 939 nucleotides long. Lineage: Eukaryota; Metazoa; Arthropoda; Insecta; Orthoptera; Gryllidae. The record is from the annotation of a GenBank genome assembly.